UUCAGAACAGAAGAUAAAGAAAAAAUAGCCAGUCUUAUUCGGUGUUAUGUUGGUGUAAAGAUGUUACUGAAAAAGUCAAUUAUUCUUUGUUUAUCAAUUUGCAUUUUAUUUGUGAAUUCUGAAGAGAUAAACGAUGGCAAUAUUUCUCAUAGUGAAACAUAUUCAUCUCAUAUCAACUCAGUUUUAAAUUAUUUAAAUGCUAAACCAAAUAAACUUUAUGCCUACAAAAAAGGAUCUCUCAUUAAUGCUCAAAAUAGGGCUGACAUUGUUGAAGUAACAAUUGAAAUUGAUGUAGACUGUAUUAAUAAAUAUCCAGAAAUUCCUUGUAAUGAACAUUCACUUAUAUGCAAUGCCUUUAUUGGUCAAACACCUGAAAAAAUAGCAUCUUAUGAAAUUCUAAGUGAUGUAAGAUGUAGUCCCAAAUUUGAUAGUUCAGUAGAUGAAGAAGAUGUAGUAAAAGUUAAAGCACCUGUAGUUGCUUCAGUAGACCCUCAAGGACAAAAUAGCAAGAUUGAAUUAAGUAAUGAAGCCAUGUCUCCUGAGCAAGAAAAACCAGAUUUUAUAGCCACGCGCGCAGAAGCUCCAUGUUUGGGAUGUCCUUUUGACUUGAAUCCUAAUGCUCAAGGUGUAGAUGAACUAAUAUAUACCGCUACAAGGCAUAUUGAAAGUGAAAGAAAUCAAAGACAUAAAGUCACUAAUAUUAGAAAAUUACAACAACAGAUUGUGAAUGGAGUUAAAUACAUUUUAGUUGCAGAAUUUGCUCCCACUACUUGUCCUACCAAUGCUGAUAUGUCAGCACCAUGUCCUCUUGAUACUAAUUCAGAUACCUUUAUCUGUGAAAUUAAUUUCAUACAACAACCCUGGAUUCAUAGAGGCAAACACAUUAUUAAUAAUAACUGUACAGUCUCUCAAGAGUUUGCCCCAGUUGAUUCUUAUGGUACAAAUGAUGCUCAGAAUGAAAUUGUAGAACACAGAAGUGACAGCCCUUCUUCAGAGGAUACAUCUUUACCUCAUGUACCCAGCCAUAGUGCGAUUGAUGAAGAUAAUAAUGCUUGGUUAGCUGAUUUAGAAUCUCAGAUCCUUACUGAUCAAGCAUCAAGUGCUUCCCAAGAUAGGAAUACAAAUCAGAUUGAAACUUCUAAAUCUAUUGAACAUCCUGAAAUUAUGAGAAUUGCUGAAUCAUUGUUUGUUCCUCAGUACAUGAAAGAUCCAGAUCUUAAAAUUGAACCUUUAAAUGCUGAUUCGCAAAAUACAUUAUAUAGUAACAUGCAAUAUACAAAUGAAGAACCAGUCCUUACUAUUUAUCAGCCACCCAGGGAAUCUAUAAGAGACCCUGGAAUUGAGUUUACCAACAACCAAGAUUUUUACAAUCCACAAUGGCCCGAUGUAAUGACUGACUUUGAGCAAGUAAGAUAUAGAAGGGAUGACAGUCCUGAGUCUAAAUCUAGUUCAGAAGAAGACAAUGUAGCCAACAGGAACAAUACUACAUUAAGUAAGCACCCCAUAGAGCCAAUAGCAACAACCGAACAAAUAAGAAAGAGAAGGGAUGAAAGUGCUGAGUCAAGUUCUAGUUCUGAAGAAGAUAAAGUAGCUGAUAAAAAUAAUAUAACAAUAAGCAAGGUACAAGUAGAACAGGCAGCAACUCUUGAAACAGUUACCCUUCCUGUUGGUGUUGUUAAAAGAGAAACAAGCAAUAGUCCUGAAGAAAGUUCAGAGGAAAAUAAAAAACAAUCACAUAUUAAAACUUCUCUUAGAACAAAAAGAGAAGCCAAAAGAGACAAUGAAGAUUCCAGCAGCAGUUCUAGUAGCGAAGAAGAUGAGAAAAAUAAUAAUAAUAAUAAUGAAAAAUCUAACAAGAUUGAAAAUUCUUGCGAGAGCAAAAAAUGUAAAGGUGCUAAAGGACACAAUGGACAUGAAGAAAAUAAUGGUAAUGAUAGUAGCAGCAGCAGCAGUAGUAGUGAUGAAGAGAAAAAUAAUCAUAGACAUAAGAGAUCAAUUGGACAAAUGGAAAAAAUAUCUCAUGAAGAAAAGUCAAUUGUGAGAGAUCUAGCAACCUUUGCUGCUUCCACCUUAGACAGCAUUGACGAAGACCACCAUAAGAGAGUAAUACUGCAGAUUUUAGGUGCCAAGAAAUUAAAACUAGACGGCAUAUAUUAUCAAAUCAUUCUAAGACUUGGAAUUUCCCAUUGUCUCGAAGGAGAUCAUCAUGAAAGUUGCAGGGAAAAGCUGUAUACUAACGCAACUAAAAUUUGUAAAGUCCAAGUUCACGUAGAUGACGACUAUUCAAAUCCAAAAGUAGUUAAGUCUCAGUGCCAAAAUAUCAAGAAAGAUGCAAACGACAGAAACAGGACAAAUUAUAGUCGCUACAGGCGCAGAGCAUCUCCAAUAGGUGCGGUUGGAGCGCCUGGCAGUAUUUCUAAUGAUGAUUCAAGAAUUCAACCUUAUAUUCAAGCUGCUUUAACACAUUUAGAUUCAACAAGUCAAGAACAACAUAAACUUAAGGUUAUAAAUGUUAUUUCGGCAACCUCUCAAGUAGUGGCUGGUCAGAAAUACGUAAUCACAGUUAAUUUAGGAUUAUCUGAUUGUAAAAAGGAUGAUGAAAGUAAGGACGUACAAUCUUGUGGAUUGUUAGAUGGACACGAGCCAGAAGAAUGUGUUGUUGAAGUAUGGGAAAGAAUUUGGCUGAAUAGUCGGGAAUACACUGUAAAAUGUCCAAGUAAAGUCCACAAUUUUAAGACAAAAGCAAAGGCAGAGAGACGUAAAAGAGAGAUAGACACAAUUUAUAGAAGGAAACAAUUAUUACAUUCAAACAUAAUAGAUGAAGAUACUAAAAAAUUUGUCAAAAUAAUUCUGGAAUAUUUGUCAUCUAAAACACCAAAGAAUAGUGGAUAUGAACUAAAGAAGAUUAGACAAGUCACUAAAAAUUCGACACAAGUACACAUUAAUUUGGAUAUAGCUUUUUGUCAAAAAGUCAAUCUUUAUCGCAGUUCAUUCCUGGUGUGUCCAGAUAUAAGAAAAUAUACCAAUUGCGAUCUAGAUGUUUUUGAUCAACGUUCGCCAGGAUAUAGAUUAAAUAUGAAGAUUAAAUGCUCAAAUGAUGACGAGAUAUAUACGUACAUAUAUAAUAGACUAUCAAAUGAAAUAGAAGAUACAUUAGACGUUCAGUUAUCUUUUAAUGAGUUUGUGAAUAAAUAUAGAAAAAUUUACUAUGACGAACGUGAAUACAAAUAUCGUUUCAAGGUUUUCUCUGAUAACUUAAACAAGAUCGACCUGCUCAAUAAAUAUGAACAAGGAACAGCCGUUUAUGGCAUUACACAGUUUGCUGAUAUGACAGAGAAAGAAUUCUCAAAAUCUAGAGGUUAUAGAGCGGAUUUAAGAAAUGAAAACGAUAUACCUUUUCCCCAGGCCCAAAUACCAAAUAUCAAAUUGCCUGAUAAUUUUGACUGGCGCAGUAAAAAUGCCGUGACCGAAGUAAAAAAUCAAGGAAUGUGCGGUAGUUGUUGGGCUUUUAGCGUCACAGGUAAUGUUGAAGGGCAAUAUGCGAUUAAGCAUGGAAAAUUGCUGGAAUUCUCUGAACAAGAACUGGUAGAUUGUGAUAAGUCAGAUGAAGGUUGCAAUGGAGGUCUGAUGGACAAUGCGUAUAGAGCCAUAGAAAAACUUGGUGGUUUAGAAGGCGAAUCUGACUAUCCUUACGAGGGAGACGACGAAACAUGUCACUUCAAUUCUUCCAAAAUCGAAGUUAGGCUAAGUGGAGCCGUAAACAUCAGCCACGACGAAACUGAUAUGGCUAAAUGGUUGGUACAGAAUGGUCCCAUUUCCAUAGCAAUCAACGCCAACGCUAUGCAGUUCUAUUUCGGAGGCGUCUCUCAUCCUUGGAAAGCACUGUGUAGUCCUGAUAAUCUGGAUCAUGGAGUGUUGAUUGUUGGCUAUGGGGUUAAGCAAUAUAAUUUGUUCAACCGGACAAUGCCUUAUUGGAUCGUAAAAAAUUCAUGGGGAACUUCAUGGGGCGAACAAGGAUAUUACAGGGUGUAUCGCGGAGAUGGUACCUGUGGUCUAAACCAAACUCCUUCUAGCGCUAUAGUAGAAUAGACCAUUUUUAACCUAUAUUACAUAACAUUGUCUUCGGUCACUUAACUAGUUAAAAAUAUAUAAAUUUUGAUUUUAAUGUAGUAGAAGUUAGUUCUAAUACUGAAGACGUCUUUUUGUAAAGGUUAAAUAUUUAUGGUUGUAACUUAUAAUUAAUAAUCAAUUUUAGUUAGUAAAGAAGAGUGGAAUAUUCUCUAUUUUUUCAGUAAUAAAAAAAACUAAGACAAAAAGUACAAAUACAAAAAAAAAGUUUAUUUUAAAUAAUUCAUGACAAAAAUAUAUUUUCAUACAAAAUUUAUUUUGAGUUAUAUACCUAUGUUGAAUUUUGAAUCUCUAAUGACAAAAAAAAUAGAUGUGAUAAAAAUACUCUUUUAUUUAUAUAUUUUAAUAUAUAAAAUUGGACAAAAUGUUGUUCUUAAAUGGAUAGAAAUUAUGUGGCCAAAAAAUCUUUAUUUGUAUGUAUAUUUGUGAUAUAACUAACUCUA
Molecule: messenger RNA, 4571 nt
Organism: Sitophilus oryzae (rice weevil)
Lineage: Eukaryota; Metazoa; Arthropoda; Insecta; Coleoptera; Curculionidae
Exons: 13
Coding region: 61-4089 (1342 amino acids)
Cellular component (GO): lysosome
Molecular function (GO): cysteine-type endopeptidase activity; cysteine-type endopeptidase inhibitor activity
Source: RefSeq, a predicted model, not a curated record